GGCGGCGCAGGAAAGGGGGGAAAAACGCUCCGAUGCCAGAAGCGACCUCUCCCCUGAAGUCGCCGAGCCCCAACCGGCUUCGGGAUCAGCGGCGCGGACGCUGCUUAGGGACGAGAGUCAUGAUCGAAGGCGCCCGGGGGCGGUCGUCCCCAUAAUGACGUUGCGCGAGCCUCAACGCCCCUGGUGCCAGGGGGAGGCGUGCUGGCCCUGGAGUCUGGACUCUUUACGGUCUACGUCGAGCGCUGGGCGGUGGAACCCAGUGGGGACCUCCCGCGCCUUACGGACGACCCUCGCGCGCCCCCGAUUCCCGAGUGAGCCAUUAUUCUUUAUUCUUCUUGUCGUCGAGGCUCGACCCGGAGCCAUGGCUGGGUCUGGUCCGAUGUUUAUUUGUUGUUGUCUGGUGGCGCGGAACAACAGAGAGAGGGAGAGAUGGACGAACGGAUCGGACGAGAUUGAGCUGGUUGCUAUGUUGCUAUGUUGCUUGGAGAUGGAGUCUUGUGAGCUCUUUCUUCUAGAUGGGACCGGAGAUGAGGCGCGGUUGAAUCAGAAGACAUCUCUCUUGAACUUCACAGAUCUAGUCAUUGAGGAGUAUAGAACCUAGCAUCAUGAUGGUGGUUUUGGGACGGCGAGUGCUGGAUGAUGAAACUACCAACCUUCUCUUCUGUUCAAGUGUUCCAGAAGAGGUAUUGGAAUGAAUAUUUGGAUGGAGAGAUGGUUACCCUUGGUCUCAGGCUCUCAGCAGUCAC
This is a messenger RNA of Amorphotheca resinae ATCC 22711, 746 nucleotides long. RefSeq lists its product as hypothetical. The transcript has a single exon. Lineage: Eukaryota; Fungi; Ascomycota; Leotiomycetes; Helotiales; Amorphothecaceae. The coding region runs from base 155 to 601 and encodes 148 amino acids. The record is from RefSeq and is a predicted model, not a curated record.